AUGAUGGUGAACAUCUACUUCUGCCUGCCCGUAUUUGUUCUCAACUCUUAUGUCACUGCAGUAAACAUAGAGCAGCCAAAGCCUUACGUUUUUUUUAAUUAUGUAUAUUUUUCCCUAGGAACAAUCAUAGAGAAUGUUACAGAGGGCAGCAGCAUCUCUCUGAGAUGUCCUCGUGAUUAUGGAGGAUCACAUGUUCCAGAAAGGAGCAGAAAACUGAAAGCAGGAAGGUUUGAUGUUUCUACUGAGAACAAGACCCUGACCAUAAGAAAUGUGAAGCCUAAAGACUCUGGACUUUACUACUGUGAUGGAAAACCAGAUCUUUACGUGAAUGUGAGCAAGAGAUCUGACAGAGGAAAAAAGAGCACUGUAGCAACAACUACAAUGACAGUACCAAGUACAGUGCAGACCAAAGAUACAACCCCAAAACCAAACACAGGAAAAAAGAGCACUGUAGCAACAACUACAAUGACAGUACCAAGUACACUGCAGACCAAAGAUACAACCCUUUCAACCGUGACGACGGUUUCAACACCAAAACCAAACACAGAAAGGGGGAGCAAAGGAGUGCAGAGCAACAAGGCUCUCAUUGAGAACUCCUGA
This is a messenger RNA of Cololabis saira (Pacific saury), 600 nucleotides long. Its product is annotated as hepatitis A virus cellular receptor 1-like. The coding region runs from base 1 to 600 and encodes 199 amino acids. The record is from RefSeq and is a predicted model, not a curated record. NCBI's taxonomy places the organism in Eukaryota, Metazoa, Chordata, Actinopteri, Beloniformes, Belonidae. The transcript is spliced from 5 exons.